This is a messenger RNA of Impatiens glandulifera, 423 nucleotides long. RefSeq names its product phenylalanine N-monooxygenase-like. NCBI's taxonomy places the organism in Eukaryota, Viridiplantae, Streptophyta, Magnoliopsida, Ericales, Balsaminaceae. The coding region runs from base 1 to 423 and encodes 140 amino acids. The record is from RefSeq and is a predicted model, not a curated record. Gene Ontology annotation, molecular function: heme binding; iron ion binding; monooxygenase activity. The transcript has 2 exons.
AUGUAUAUGAAAUCUUGCGUUAAAGAAUCUUUUCGCCUUCAUCCUAUAACAGCCUUCAAUGUCCCACAUGUGUGCAUGUAUGAAACUAUGGUGGCUGGCUACUUCAUACCUAAGGGUAGCCACGUUCUCUUGAGCCGCCCAGAUCUCCACCUAUUGUCAUUUAGCAUAGGUCGACGUGGUUGUCCGGCGGUUAACCUAGGAUCCACCAUGCCGGUUAUGUUAUUGGCUAGUCUUCUUCAAGGUUUCACAUGGAGCCCGCCGCCAAAGUCUAGUUGCAUUGAGCUUGUGGAGGCUAUUGAUGAGAUGGUUCUCUCCAAGCCUUUGCAAGGCCACGCUUGGAUGAGAGGUUGUAUGCAUCACUUCAUCCUUAAUAAGUGCAAAGCUAUAUAUGGACAACUAACUAUAUUCAUGCUUUACAUCUAA